This is a messenger RNA of Magnolia sinica, 704 nucleotides long. RefSeq lists its product as uncharacterized. Gene Ontology annotation, biological process: mitochondrial respiratory chain complex IV assembly. Bases 89 to 391 code for a protein of 100 amino acids. The transcript is spliced from 3 exons. Lineage: Eukaryota; Viridiplantae; Streptophyta; Magnoliopsida; Magnoliales; Magnoliaceae. The record is from RefSeq and is a predicted model, not a curated record. Gene Ontology annotation, cellular component: mitochondrial inner membrane.
ACCGCCCUUCCUCCACCUCUCUCGAAAGCAACUCUCUUCAAAAAGAAAAAAAAAAAGAAAAAGAAAAAAACAGAAAAAAAUCUGAAAAAUGGCAGAUCUGAAGAGCAACAUAGAAUCUAUCAGAGAAUGGGUCGUCGAUCACAAGCUUCGAACCGUUGGGUGCCUUUGGUUGAGCGGCAUCACAGGCUCGAUCGCUUACAACUGGUCUCGCCCCACCAUGAAGACCAGCGUCAAGAUCAUCCAUGCUAGGCUGCAUGCUCAGGCACUUACACUGGCAGCAUUGGCUGGAGCUGCAGUCGUCGAGUAUUACGACCAUCGAUCUGGAACAAAGGCAGAGAGAUAUGCAAAUCAGUUCUUCCCCAAAGAUUCCCCCCACUCACACAAGGAUUGAGAAAAAAAUCAUAUACAAAAGGGGAACUCACCAUACAUCCAGACCAUCGUUUUAUAUGACUCGUUUGAUCUCACAUGAAUACUUCUUCUGAGGAAUAGAUAGUGAUUAUUACAGUUUUAAUAAAUUUGUUGAAUUCAUUUUUGCUUCUUUGGCUGUAUGAAAUUCUUUCAUCAUCAUGGCCCAUUUCUGUCCCAGAAGGAAUGUCUCUGAUAAUCAGUUGUAAUGAAUAUUAUGUUAGUUUCCAGUUAGUAUAUAUGCAUCAAUUACAACCAUCCAUUGGAUGUACCGAUUGGGUAUGUGCUGGUUGAGCCUA